Strongylocentrotus purpuratus (purple sea urchin) is the source of this 2292-nucleotide messenger RNA. It is a transcript of the gene ddx49, whose product is annotated as probable ATP-dependent RNA helicase DDX49. The record is from RefSeq and is a predicted model, not a curated record. Lineage: Eukaryota; Metazoa; Echinodermata; Echinoidea; Camarodonta; Strongylocentrotidae. The coding region runs from base 42 to 1478 and encodes 478 amino acids. The transcript is spliced from 12 exons. Gene Ontology annotation, molecular function: nucleic acid binding; RNA helicase activity; ATP binding.
UUUACAGCUGGUAGGUGCAUGCACGUGAAACAAAACCGAGAAUGGCAGAUUUUGAAGUAGAAAAAGGGAAGAGGUUGUCCUUUUCGGGCCUUGGACUUCAUGAUUGGCUUGUCAGACAGUGUGAAGCAGUUGGAAUCAAACAACCAACGCCCAUUCAACACAACUGUAUUCCACCAAUUUUGAAGGGUAGUGACUGCAUUGGCUGUGCUAAGACAGGGAGUGGUAAGACAGCUGCCUUUGCUUUACCCAUUCUUCAGAAACUCAGUGAAGAUCCCUAUGGAGUUUUUGGUCUUGUUGUCACUCCUACAAGAGAACUAGGAAUUCAGAUUGCAGAGCAGUUCAGAGUCCUAGGAAAGCCGAUUGGAUUGAGAGUUACAGUCGUUAUCGGAGGAAUAGAUAUGGUUGAGCAAGGGCGGGAACUGUCUAAGAAACCUCAUAUUGUCAUAGCAACCCCAGGCCGUCUAGCUGACCACAUCAAGAGCACUUCAACCUUUGACCUUCACGCUAUCAAGUUUCUGGUGUUAGAUGAAGCAGAUCGUUUAUUAGAGGGAAACUUUGGACCAGACUUGGAGGUCAUCUUUGACUUCUUGCCAGCUAAGAGACAGACUUUGCUUUUCAGUGCUACCAUCACAGACACCAUGAAAGAACUACAGAAGAUGUCCAUGGAUAAACCCUUCUCCUGGCAUUCCAAAGCACCAGUAGCCACAGUGGAGCAGCUUGACCAGCGCUAUGUGUUGAUGCCCGCUCAGGUCAAAGAUGCUUAUCUCAUGUACAUCAUCUCAGAGUUCACAGAGAAAAACAGGGAUCAUUCUCUUAUCAUCUUCACAAGUACAUGCAAAUAUUGUCAUGUAUUAUCAAUAAUGCUGAGAAAUCUUGGUAUGCAGUGUGCUACUCUACACUCACUUGUGAAGCAGAAAACAAGAAUAGCAUCGUUAGCCAUGUUCAAAUCCAAUCAUGUGAGGAUACUCGUAGCGACAGACCUUGCCAGUAGAGGGCUGGACAUACCCAUGGUUCAGAUGAUCAUCAAUCAUAAUGUACCUACGUCUCCUAAAGAUUACAUCCACAGAGUGGGAAGGACUGCUAGGGCAGGUCGUGGAGGUAUGUCCAUCACCAUGGUAACACAAUUUGAUGUCAAGCUGGUUCAAGCCAUUGAAAAGACAAUCAAUACCAAGAUGACAGAGUACAAAGUCCCAGAAAAGAAUGUUCUUCCCAUCCUCAAUGAAGUUGCACUUGCAAAGAGUAAAGCUGAAAUGAAACUGGAAGAGUUGGACUUUGGAGAGAGGAGAGCCAUCCACAAGAGAAAACAACUCAUUCUGGAAGGAAAGGAUCCUGAUGAAGCAGAUGAGGAAAUAAAGAGAGCCGGACCAAGUCAAAAGAAGAAGAAGAGUCAUCAGCAAGAAUCAAACCAAUCAUCAAGUGAAUCCCACGGGAAACAUAAAUCAAAAGGAAAACAAUCAAAAGGAAAGAGGUCAAGAUAGUACUCAGUGAAUUGUGUUCUGCUGAACUUUGAACUCUAGAGGACAUUUUUAAUAGGAGUAUGGGAUAUCUUUCAUGUACCCGAGUGCAUGAAGCGGCUGACUGAUUGAAAUCCCCUGAUUGUUGUAGAUUGAAAUGAUGCUGCAGGCAUAUUUGUUCAUGAACUUGAUGGGGACAGAGUUUUGCAGAAAAUACGAGUCCGGAAGCUGCAUAUGUGUGUCGGAGAUCAUGUCUAUGAAUUGCAUAGUUCAGAUUCUUCAAUCCUCUUUGUCCUCCUCCCUUACACACAUCCCACACAAUGUCUCCACUAAAUCAUGCAAUCCCCCCCAAAUUAAAGGACCGUCUUCAUUUUAGCAUGUAAUAAUAUCUGUAAAGCACUUAGAGCCCAUAUUUCAUAUUAAGCGCUUUAUAAAUCCAGAUUAUUAUUGUUAUUAGUGUUGAGGAUGUGCCAUUUUCUCAGCUGCUAGGGCGUGCGACACAGAUACAGUCCAGGCAGUGCACUAUGAAUUGAAAUAUUCACCUUAUAUGCAGAAUUAUGUUUUGACAGGUUGAAAUAAACAAGUAAAUCUUCCUGGUACAAAUGUCAUUCAAGUAGAUCCUCCCUUGCAUAAAUUUCAGCUCAAGAUGAUUAGUGAGGAAAGAAGUGGAGAUUUUACUGAGCAGGGUAAAUGUAUGAAUGUUUCAUUACAUUCAAAGAAUAAAACAUGUAUGCCAAUUGUCAAAUGCACACAUUUCACACUUUCUCUGUAAUUUGUAACUUCUUGUAUAAUAUAUGUACAUGUACAUUAUUGGAAUAUAAAAAGUCACUCAAAUUCA